UGCCUACUCUUUUUAACCUCGUCACUCUUGCCACACUCACAGUUCCCUUUGGCCGGAGGUGGUUCAACCCCGCAUCAGAUGCACAACCCGCUGGAGCUCAUCAGGAGCCUUUCAGCCGAAGCUCGGGGCCCUAAAGGAUCCGGCCCGACCGCACGCAAGCUCGACCUGCACCCAUGAUCUCCACCUGAGCUAGAGGACACCACCAGCUCCCUCCGCCCCUCAAACCCCACCGAUUCACACUUUUGGAAACUUUUCCGCGAUGAUUUGGGCUUUUGGAUUUGUUCUUCUGUUCGCUGCCUUCGCUCCACAGGCUGCAGGAAUUAAAGAUGUUGUUGGCAGCGGCGCAGGGCUGGAUUCAGGGCUGGAUUCAGGGCUGGAUUCAGGGCUGAAGACGGAGGCUGUCGUCCCUGUGCUGCGUUUGGCCGAGCUGCUGAAGAUAUCCACCACGAGUUCAGGACUUGAACUGAGCAGACGUCGGCCCAAGAGGUCGGUGUUUUUACACUCCGGAGUGAGGAUCUGCCCCCAGGAGACCAUCGAUGAAGUCCUGGCCAGCCACCAGGCUUACUACCAGCUCAGAGUUUGUCAAGAGGCCGUGUGGGAGGCGUUCAGGAUCUUCUUGGACAGGAUCCCCGGCACGGCCGAGUACCAGCGAUGGGUUCACACGUGUCAACACGAGUCGCUCUGCAUCUCUGACCUCGCCAGGAACUUCAGCAGCUCAGAGGAGCACAUGACCAUGAUCCGCAGGAGGAUGAACCGGCUGAGAGACACCAGACCUCCUUCACGAGUCGUGACUCCACCACAGAAACUCCCCGAGGCCCCAGUUUCAGGUCCAGAGGCUCCGACCGUCCCUCCAUCAGCCCCCACCUCCACCUCCACCUCCACCGCCGUCUUCCUCGGCCCCCCCAGCGGCUCCCAGACCCCCGGCCCCGAUCAGACCCCACCCACUGAGGACCUGAAGGAGGAGGUGGAGGAGAAGGAGGAGGAGGAGGACCUGAAGGAGGAGGAGAACCUGAAGGAGGAGGAGAAGGAGGAGGAAGAGGAGAACCUGAAGGUGGAGGAGGAGGUGGUGGAGGAGGAGAACCUGAAGGAGGAAGAGGACUCGGACCUUCCUAACGUGGUCCCUGAGAGUCCGGUGGAGCAGAUCGUUGACUUCAGCAUCGAUCUGGUGGAUCCAGGUUACAGGGAACUGCUGGACGACCCCGACUCGCCUCAGUACGUCGACCUGGCUCAGCACCUGCAGGACCAGAUGCAGCAUGUUUUUGAUGAACUUCCAGGAUUUAAAGGAAUCCACGUGCUGCACAUCAGCGAGACUCAGGACGUGAACGGGCCCGGAGGAAUCUCAGUGCACUACUCCCUCGUCUUUGAGAUCAACUCCCCUCAAAUCAACUCUGAGAAUUCAGAAACGGCGACAAAUUCGCCCAAUUCCUCGGCUGAUUCCGGACUCAGGGACAUGGUGACGAAGGCUUUACGUGAGGAGGCGUCUCUGCCAAUCGAUCUAGACUCACUGAACUUUGAACCAGCCGUCCACCUGCCAGCACUGACAUCAACUUCAGCAGCAGAGAUGGUGGACGAGUCCGGCGAACCCGAUUCACACAACGAGUUUGAGGUUUUCACCGAGGAGCCGGAGGCUGACAAACCUCGGCUGGUGGAGCCCCUCACCCCCAGGGAGAAGGAAAACGCCCUUGUGACGCUGUUAGACCCCACGGCUGUGCCGGAGGAGGAUGAGACAACAGCAGCAACGGGUUUGAUAUCAGAGGCCGGUGAUAAUCCCCAGGGAGACCUCACCGUUGAGACGUUUGACGUGACUGAACCCGAGACAUCAAACGAAGACAAGGACGAAGAAGAAGAAAUUCUAAUCAUUACACAUGAGAUUGAAACCAUUCAUCACGACGAAACCGGCGAACUUGUGAGAGACUACAUCCCGACCCCUCCUGAGAUUCUUGAGCUGGGGACAGAAGCUCCGUCUAUCAGUUUGUCUCCUAACGAGAUACCAGAGGACGUCCUGACUCCUGUUGACGAGGAUGGAGAAAGUCCUCGUUUGGAUGGUGUUCAGCUUGUCCCCACCACUCAGACUUUAUUCACUGCAGCUCCUACAGGAGGAGAGUUGACCGACAUCAGACUCUCAGUCACGACACUUUCCACCAUCACAGGCCAGCCGCCCACAGAGCCAAACCUUCAAGAUGAAGAGGUCAAUGCUCUGCCAGAUGAGGAUGAGGUAAAUUUGGAAACCGAGGAUGUUUCAGCGUUGGAAACUGAAGUUGAACUGUUAGAACCAGAAGAAGAGUCAGAGAGUCUUAAGCCUGAAGCAGAGGAAGAGAAACUACAAGAACCAGAAGUAGAAACUGUUGACAUUUCAGUCGACACUUCCCAGGAAGAAAAGGAAGAAAUAGUAGAUUCAGAAGUGGGAGUGGAAGAAGACGUGAGUGUUUCCCAAACAGAGGAGGAGAUUUCUGAAGUUACAAAAAAGGCUGAAGAACCAGAGGAAGGUCUAAGUGAGGUUUCAGAGCAAGUUCCAGAACCCAGUGAAGAGGACUUUGGUGGGGAUGUAGACAAGGACAUUUCUAAACCAGGUUUAGAAUUAGUACCUGAAACAGUGCCUGAAGUUCCCGAAGAAACAGUGCCUGAAGUUCCUGAGGAAACAGUACCUGAAGUUCCUGAGGAAACCUUACCUGAAGUUCCUGAUGAAACAGUAUCUGAAGUUAUUGAGGAAACAGUACCUGAAGUUCCUGAGGAAAUUGCACCUGAAGUUCCUGAGGAAAUUGCACCUGAAGUUCCUGAGGAAACUAUAUUAGAAGUCCCCAAGGAAACAGUACCUGAAGUUCCUGAGGAAACAGUAACGGAAGUUCCUAAUGAAAUAGUACCAGAAGUUCCUGAGGAAACUGUAUCAGAAGUCCCUGAGGAAACUAUAUUAGAAGUCCCCAAGGAAUCAUCAUCUGAAGUUCCUGAGGAAACAGUGUCUGUAGUUCCUGAGGAAGUAGUAACCGAAAUUCCUAAUGAAAUAGUACCCGAGGUCCCUGAGGAAAUAGUACCGGAAGUUCCUGAGGAAACUGUAUCAGAAGUCACUAAGGAAUCAUCACCUGAAGUUCCUGAGGAACCAGUACCUGAAAUUCCUGAGGAAACAGUAACUGAAGUUCCUGAGGAAAUUGUAACCGAAGUUCCUAAUGAAAUAGUACCUGAAGUUCCGGAGGAAACUGUAUCAGAAGUCCCCAAGGAAUCAUCACCUGGGGAAAUAGUACCUGAAGUUCCUGGGGAAAUAGUACCUGAAGUUCCCAAGGAAUCAUCGCCCGAAGUUCCUAAGGAAACAGUACCUAAAGUUCCUGAGGAAAUAGUAACUGAAGUUCCUAAUGAAAUAGUAACUGAAGUUCCUAAUGAAAUAGUACCUGAAGUUCCGGAGGAAACUGUAUCAGAAGUCCCCAAGGAAUCAUCACCUGAAGUUCCUGGGGAAAUAGUACCUGAAGUUCCCAAGGAAUCAUCGCCCGAAGUUCCUGAGGAAACAGUACCUAAAGUUCCUGAGGAAAUAGUAACUGAAGUUCCUAAUGAAAUAGUACCCGAAGUUCCUAAUGAAAUAGUACCUGAAGUUCCUGAGGAAACGAUACCUGAGGUUUCACAAGCAGAAAUAGACGUUGCUGAUAUUGUCAAAUCCCGGGAAGAAAAAGUUGAUGAGAUUCUAGCAUCAGAAGAUGAAGUUGCACAAACAGAGAGCGAAGUGGUGGACGAUUUGGAGGUCGAAGAGGAAGUUGUUGCUGCUCCGACACCAGUGGAACCAAAGCCAGAACCAGAACUUGGGCCAACAGAGGAAAUCCAAGCAACCGAAUUGACCGAAGAUGCUGAGACUGCAGACUUAGAAGAGGAGCAAGUUUCAGAACCAGGUGAAAAAGUGAUAGAGGCUGUAGAGCUUGCUCCAGAACUAGAACCUGGGAACGAAUCAGAAGAAGUGCCAGAAGGAACAGAAAUCACAGAACCAGAGGUGGAAGUUGUUGAGGAUGUAGAACCACUGGUACCAGUAGAGGAGCCCGUGGACACCUCAGAGCCACAGCUUCCUCCAGAAACUGAAGAAGAAUCAGAACCGGAGGUGGUAGUUGUUAGCCCAGAAGAGGAAUCAUCAGAACCAGAGGUGGUAGUUGUUAGCCCAGAAGAAGAAUCAGAACCAGAGGUGGUAGUAGUUAGCCCAGAAGAGGAAUCAUCAGAACCAGAGGUGGUAGUUGUUAGCCCAGAAGAAGAAUCAGAACCAGAGGUGGUAGUAGUUAGCCCAGAAAAAGAAUCAGAACUGGAGGUGGUAGUUGUUAGCCCAGAAGAAGAAUCAGAACCAGAGGUGGUAGUAAUUAGCCAAGAAGAGGAAUCAUCAGAACCAGACCCAGUGGUUAUUCUACCACCAGUAGGAGAGCUACCUGAGACUUCAGAACCAGAAUCAGGCGGGGAAGGUGCUGACAUCCCAGAAUUACAUCCAGAGGAGGGGAUAGUCGACAUUUUACAACCAGAACCCAAAGAAUCCAUUACUGAGCCGCCCGCCGAAUCAAUCAAAAUCAUUCGCCCCUUGGAUGGUUCGGAUGAUCUUCACUUCGGACAAGACUCUUUUCAGGUCGUUGAAGACAACGAGUUCCUUCGUCCCGCCGGCUCCGACUAUCAUCGGCCAUCACAAGAUAAUCUACCCGUCAUACCGGCAGACAUCCAGCCCUCUGAGGAGGACGCAGGCCACCCUGAAUAUCCCGUCAUCGAUGACUUUUACAUCGAGGAGGAUGUCGACAGCAUCGAUGCUCAGGUGUCAGAAACCACCGAUGAUAUCACAGAGGUGACAGCUCAAGAUGAGGAGGAAACAUCAGAGGGCACGAAAGACUUGACAGAGGAGACUCGAGAAGUAGUUUCGUCCCCAGAAACAGACGUGACGAGUGUGACGACAGCGCCGGUCUCAGACUCCAUCCCAACGCCUCCGGCUGCUUCAGUCGACAUUCCUCAAGUGCCCUCAGCCGUCCCGACGAUAGACUCGGGGCUCUUUGAGGUAGCAGAGUCCUCAGAGGACGACAGCACUGAGCCGGCCGUCAUCAUCAUCGAUGAGGACUUGGAGGAGGAGGCGAAGGAAGACGGGGACAGCCGCCCCAUUCCACCGGCAGCUCCUGAAGUAACGGUCGAUGAGGCCGUACAGGACCUCUCUGUGGAGCUGGAUCAAACAGAUUUACCAGUCACUGAGGCCAACGAGCCGCCGGGUGAAGGGAGUGGUUUCGCCUCCCUGGGUGAGGAACAGGUCACGGCCCGACCUCCGGUUAGAUACCUCACCACGCCGUCCAUGACAAAGGCCACCCGCGGCCGGGAGCUGGUGGUGUUCUUCAGCCUGCGCGUCACCAACAUGGACUUCUCCGAGGACCUCUUCAACAAGACGUCGUCUGAGUACAGAUCCCUGGAGAACACCUUCUUAGAUGUGCUGCUUCCGUUCCUCCAGGCCAACCUGACCGGCUUCAAGAAGCUGGAGAUCCUGAACUUCAGGAAGGGCAGCGUGGUGGUCAACAGUAAGAUGAAGUUCUCCAGGUCGGUUCCCUACAACAUCACUGAGGCCGUCCACUGUGUCCUGGAGGAGUUCUGCUCCUCAGCAGCCAGGAACCUGCACAUCCAGAUCGACACGCACUCCCUGGACGUAGAACCAGCUGAUCAGGCAGAUCCCUGCAAGUUCCAGGCGUGCGACGAGUUUUCUCGCUGUGUGGUGAACGUCCGGACGAAGGAAGCCCAGUGUCUGUGUGAACCGGGCUUCCUGUCGGUGGACGGCCUCCCCUGUCAGAGCCUGUGUGUCCUCCAGAAAGACUUCUGCCCAGGAGGAGGCGAGUGCCACGUAGUCCCUGGACACGGAGCCGUGUGCAGACACAAAGACAGAUCCUCCCCCCCGAGCCGGACCAGUUAGGACGACCGGAUCGGACGGCAUCUGAGAAUAAGACUCCAUGAACCAGGACCCGGCUGCAGAAACUCUUCCAGGCUUCAUUCUGUGAUUUGGUUUAUGUGGAGCAGAGGAGGAGGAGGAGGAACAGGACAAACCUUCAAACUCUUCAGAGCUUCACAUCAGAGGACGACGUCCCACUGAGGGAAAGAUGUUCAGGACCUUUUAAAACUGUGGGAGUGGAGCAGCUCUAAGGACGAUGGGGUUGAUUUCCAUCGACCCUGCACUGUUUUUGUACACGUCUGCCGACUGUGUCUGUAGUGAAAACGUUGGUUACAUGAAGUCAGGAGAUAAGGAAAGAACCUGAGACCCCAUUUUUAUUCAGAAUUUUAAAAUCAGAUCUUCAUUUACUAGCUUCAUCUCGUAUCAGUCUGCUGGUCUGAUCCACAAAACCUGAAGUGACUCCAGCUUCAGGUGUGAACACUGACCUGGUCUCAGUCCACAUGUGGAGCUGGUCUGGGACACACAAUGAGUCCUGGGCAUUAAACACAGGGGCGGGUACUGUUCAGGUACGUCUGAAACGGUGCUGGUGCUUAAAGAAUGAAACAAACAGAAACGGUGCCUUUUUAUUUUUAAGGCAUUUUGUGAUGUGAACAGAAUAUUAAUAUAAAUAAUAUAAAUAAAAUUAAGACUAAGGAAUAAAUUAGUCCACAUAAUAAUUGUCCUAAUAAACCAGUGUCGUGGGGUCUGUGAGGCAUCAGAGACGCUAUAUCUCUGGUCCUUUAAUGAAAUGCUAUGCUAAUGCUAAGGCUAUGUGUGGUCAGAUGUUGCAUCUAAUUCCAGGUGUUUCCUCCUUGUUGCAUCUUUAGAGGUGAAGUCCAGACAAGCUUCAGACAAACGCUUGGUCUUAAGGUUAGGAGAGCUAAGGAGGCUAAGCUAAUUAAAAAUUCAGUGGCACCAAAUAAAGCACCCAGCUAACUACCAUUAGCAUCAGCACCGUUAGCAUCAGUACCCAUCCCUGUUAAAAACCCUGUGUAUCUACUCAACAGAAGAAGAGCUGAACUCGUCCGUCCGUUUCUUUUAUCAUCAGAGACGUUUCUUUCCUCUGAGGAUGGAAGAAUCUUCCCGGGUUCACGUCUAAUCUUUGAGUCUUGUUCCUGAAUCUGGAUCAUGUCUCCAGGUCAACAAGCAGCUGAUCCUGGUUCUGAUCCAAAUCCAGUUCAUCUGACUCACAGAUCAUUCUGUGGAAACCGCUCAGGUUACGAUGAUUCUGUUAAUAAAACCUAAAACCAGACUUUCACACAGACCUGGACCUGGACUCCUUCCGACAGACUAAGACUGAGCUGUAUGAUUUUUAAAGGCACAUGUGUGUAAAUAACUGACUGAUAUUUAUAGAAACUAGAGUUGUAGUCAGGUAAUAUUCCCCAGUCUGGAUCUUGGGUUGAAUGUAGUUUGUGUAAAUAAUGUAUCAGUGAUGGUUAAUGCUGCUCAGACGUCUGCACCGUGGACUCUUCCUCUGUAAAAUGUUUAAAGAUUAUUUAUUUUACGUGUUGCGAUUCACAAAACAGUAGCUGAAAAUACAAACUACUGACGAACAACAGUUCCUUUCUUUGCUUUUAUUUUUUUAUUCCAAAGUAUUUUUUGAUGUGAAAGAAGGAGCGGAGAGCUGAGUGAAACAUGGAAUGCAUUUAUUCAUCCGUUAGAGAGAUCAGCGUUAGAAAAAAAUGACAGCGGACAGAAGGCAGUGCUCCCCGGAGGAAUGAUUGUAGCGGCUUCAGGAACCUUCCUGCUUCUUCUGGGAAACAUUUUCAGGGUCGAUGCUGCUGGAAGUUAGAGGCCAGCGAUGGGGUUUGAACGCUCGGCUUUAACCUGCACACAGACACUUUAACCUCCACCAGAAGGAUUCAAGCUACGUUUGAAAUGUUCUUCCCUCUGACAGCAGCCGGAGAUGAGCUGCAGCAACGCGCUCUGAUUGGUCUGAAAUACGUCGUCUAAUCUCAGUGGUCACGCGUCAUUCUUUCCUCCGUCAGCCUCCGACAAACCAUCUUCUCUCCAACAUUUAUCAGCUCCAGCUCUGAAACUAAGAGCUUUAAGAGCGACGUCGCUACAGAACGAGGAGGAACAUGUAGGAACCACUGAACGUUUAUACUAAGACAAACCCGUUGGAUUCAGAAGCUCGAAAAUGAAGCCCGGAGUGGGCGGAGCCUGCAGUCACCAUGUUGGAUGAGCUUUACUCCGCCCACACUCAGACACUCCAAAUAUGGACAUGGGGGAAUUAAUUAUGCAGAAUUUUAAAUGAUAAGAAAAAAUAAACAAAUGAGUUAGAAAAACUCCCAUACAGUUGUUAAUUAUUACAGCUAUUGAGACCAAAAUCAUGUUUUGUACCCGGCUGUAAACAUGUUUAACAUCACCCAGAUCCACCAGGACGACGGCGGCGGCGGCUUGGAGCCUUAACGCUAUUUUCUUUCAUGUAAACUGGGCUCAGAUGCAGGAGUGACCACGUCGUUGUUACUCUUCCAGUUUGUCCCAUUAUUGCAUAGACCUGAAUGGUUUUAUGGUGCGUUCAUUUACCUCAGGGGUCAGAGGUCGGCGCUGGGAACGACGUCACACCUGAGUUAUCAGCGUUACAGUAACAGAAGACAGAAAACAAGAUGGCCGCCUCCAUGGAAGCUCUCGCCUUGUCCCGAUAUAACUUGGUGGAAACCUGGUUUGUUCAAUAUUCACAUUUUGUAAAAUAACUAAUAUUAUUUCUAUAAUGUUAAACUGAAUUUAGCCUAUUUAAGAUACACAAAUUCUAAUCAGAACAGGUAACUUGAACCAACUCAUGAGUUUUUUUUACUAGAAUUAUUUAAAGUGAUGAAAUCUACAAGACAACACGAAUCAGAAACUUUUUAAUUGUUGAACUAUUGAUCCCAGUUUACCACGAUGGUGUUUGUCUCUGUUCUGGUUUUACCAGGCUAAUGUUUUUAGCCGUUGUUAGCGCGACAUGAGGCUUGUAGUUUUAGUUAAUUAACAGCAUUUCAACACAUGUAUGUGUGAAAAUCCUGUAUGUACGACCGGUUUAAUAAACAACAACUAAUCAGAAGCUAAUAAAAGGAUUGUUUACACAGGGGGCGGCCAUCUUGGAAACUCAACUCGAGGGUAGGGAGGAUUCUACGACUUUCUGAGGAGAAAAAACGACUACGGGGACGUGAUAGUUGGGAACUCCGACUUCUGAGAACAAAGUGAACGCACCAUUACAGAUGGACAAGGCGGAGCUGGUCUUCAGUUCGAAACCCUACAACAACUGUGUGAAGCUUCAUCUUCUGCCCACGGCCAACGACCGAAUUCAGUGGAGCCGAAUCGAUCAACAUCAUCCGGUCUGAAGCUCGGAGGAAGGAACAUUUCAAACUGCUGUAAAUUGAAUUCAACAUCGCUUCUUUGCAGCCAGAUUUCAAACCUCUGUGUCAGCGCGUUAAUGCCGAUGGUAAAAGGGGCUUCGUGCACCAACAGAUCUUAAAGCAUUCAGACAAUCUGAGGGAACAGAAAAGGAGAAUAACGCAGCGUGAGCUCACGACAGAUUGUCUGUAGUUUUUUUUUUUUACGUACACGGCCGAGAAAAUCUGCUUUUCUUUCUUUCUCUAUAGCGAUUUAUUGCUUCUAGUUAUGGUCUGGUGCAUCAGAGCCACCGAAGUUCACAAGGUUUUCUCUCCAAAACAAACCGUAGGCCGCACGCGCCCUAUAGAAAACGUUCCAGUUCAGUUCGAGCCGACAAUCGAGGAGCUUCUCACACACAGCA
This is a messenger RNA of Mugil cephalus (flathead mullet), 9638 nucleotides long. Its product is annotated as interphotoreceptor matrix proteoglycan 2. The record is from RefSeq and is a predicted model, not a curated record. The transcript has 17 exons. Bases 260 to 5887 code for a protein of 1875 amino acids. NCBI's taxonomy places the organism in Eukaryota, Metazoa, Chordata, Actinopteri, Mugiliformes, Mugilidae. Gene Ontology annotation, biological process: visual perception.